UCACAAAGCGCAUGCGUGCCGCGGGGGAUGCCGGGAGCGCGCAGUGGCGGCAGCAGCGGCGACGGCAGUAGCAGCAGCGACUACAGCGGGGACGCGAGCGGGGCGGUGACCGUGUGGGAGGUGGUCUCACUCUUGGGGAAGCUGCUGGGCACGGUCGCCGCGCUGAAGGUGGUUCUGUACCUGCUCCGGGUGUGCUUAGCGAUGGCCUGGAAAUCCGGCGGCGCCAGCCACUCGGAGCUAAUCCACAAUCUCCGCAGUUUCCAAGCAACAAUCAGUGCCCCACACAUGCAUGCGUAUGCACUAGAGCUUCUGUUUGAUCAGUUGCAUGAAGGAGCUAAAGCUCUUGACGUAGGAUCUGGAAGUGGAAUCCUUACUGCAUGUUUUGCACGCAUGGUUGGAUCUACUGGAAAAGUCAUAGGAAUUGAUCACAUUAAGGAAUUAGUAGAUGACUCAAUAAAUAACGUCAGAAAGGAUGAUCCAUUGCUUUUGUCUUCAGGGAGAGUGCAACUGGUUGUGGGAGAUGGGAGAAUGGGAUAUGCCCCCGAAGCACCGUACGACGCUAUACACGUAGGAGCCGCAGCCCCAGUUGUGCCCCAGGCACUAAUAGACCAAUUAAAGCCUGGUGGAAGAUUGAUAUUGCCAGUUGGUCCUGCAGGUGGAAACCAAAUGUUGGAGCAGUAUGACAAGCUACAAGAUGGCAGCGUCAAAAUGAAGCCUCUGAUGGGGGUGAUAUACGUGCCUUUAACAGAUAAAGAAAAGCAGUGGUCCAGGUGGAAGUGAUUUUCUCUUCUGCUCUUUCUUCUUCCACACAUGCAAGGGAUGAACUGUAAAAGCAACAUCAGCUUGACCAGUACAUAACGUCACAGUGGGUUGAUUGCUCAUCUCAGUCCUCAGCUUUUUGAAAACCAACAGCAUCACAGCUUGUUUUGGACUUUGUCACACUAUUAUUUUCAGCAUGAAAAUGUGUGGUUUUAUAGAGUUUCUAAUUCUUAAAGAGGCACAAAGCCACAUUGGUAGAGGAAGGCUGCAAAGUAUAAAUUUGUGUAUUACUACUUUAACAUGACCACAUUUUACUUUAAAAUAUUAAAAGAAGCAAUUCUACAAAAUGGAAGACUUAGUUUGUAAAUUCUGAUUUUGAGGAGUGACUUUUCUUUUCUUGGACACUUAAUUCUCUUCUGAUAUUAAUUUAUCAGAUUGUUUUGUGUGUCAGAUAACACCACCAUUCACAAGUUAAGAUUCUUGAUAUUUGGAUGUCUGAUAGAUGCUACUAAGAAAAUAGAGAUGAGCUUCCUUUUUAAAGCUUUGAUGUGGUGUCAUAGAAUAGCAUGUUGUAGAUACAAUCAGCUGCUUUUUCCCUUAAAACUAAAAGCAUUUGUAGAUAAUAAAACUUAAGAUGGCAGGAGAUGUCCCUUAAAACACUCAGCUGUUCAGAUUGGACAUAACUGACAUAGUUCUUUUCUGUCUUUAAAAAUUAUAGGAGAUUUGUAGCUCAGUAUGGUUUCUUUCUGUUUCUCAUUUGCUGCUGAUAAUGUAUAUGAAUUUAACAUGCUGUGUAAGCUGUGUCUUAGUUACUCAACAGUUUAUACAGUGCUGCUUUGCCAAAUAAAGUUAAAAGUAAAAGAGG
This is a messenger RNA of Orycteropus afer afer, 1624 nucleotides long. RefSeq names its product protein-L-isoaspartate (D-aspartate) O-methyltransferase (gene PCMT1). The record is from RefSeq and is a predicted model, not a curated record. Gene Ontology annotation, biological process: protein modification process. Lineage: Eukaryota; Metazoa; Chordata; Mammalia; Tubulidentata; Orycteropodidae. Gene Ontology annotation, cellular component: cytoplasm. Gene Ontology annotation, molecular function: protein-L-isoaspartate (D-aspartate) O-methyltransferase activity.